AUGGAGAGCUGGAAGGCCUGUUUUCUGUGUUUGUCGUGUCGCGGUGCGGGCUGGAAUAAGCUUAUUAUCAAAUUUGACUCUGAAAACUGCCUCAUUUCUCGAAUCACGAAAUGCCCCGUCUCUUCUGCGAGCCCGGCUGGUAAUGCUGAGUGGCAGGUACUCAACAACAGCGCCAGAGUCCGGUCUGUCGCCAAGGUGAUGACGUUAUGGCAACCCAGCUGUCAAACGGCUGGAUAACCGCCGUCGUCGAGAAAGACGCUCAGCAGAACCAGAUGCUGCUGGCGUUUCCACCAAUUAGGAGUCAGGAGGUGGGUGCCUGUCAGAGGAGAAGGAGGCCAGCAGAGAAAAGAGGAACAGCAGCAUCACUGUCAGAAACAGAACCACGGACACUGAGGAACAACAGGAGGAGGAAAAAAAAAAGAAAAACAGAGGACGGAGGGAGGAAAAGUCUGAAUGUGAAGAGAAGAUGAACUACAGUAACAGUUGCCCAUGGUAACUCAUUAAUUAGAGAACCUCAUCAGCUCGUUCAAUGAAUGACAGAGAGUGGAUUUAAAUACACAAAACACAUAAAAAGUAUAGUCUCCUCAUGCAUGAAUAGAUGGAUGAGGUAAGUAAAGGACACAAAAUUAAGAAGAAAGAUUUAAAAAUUCUAAAUUCAAUUUAUUUCAUUUAUUUAUUUUCUUCUUCUCCUUCACUUUCUCCACCUGUGCAGCUGUGAAGGUGUGGGGCGUCCGUGAAAACCACUGUUAGUAUCGGUGCCUGUCCUUUUGUGAAGAGAAAACAAUAAACAUAGUGUUGAGGAAACAGAUAGAUGGAGAAGGUGGGCAGAUGGAUAGAUAGUGUUAAGGCAACAUUGAAGUAAUGAGAGAGAACAACAGAAACUGCCUCUCUGUCUGGCUUUUGCUCGGCAUCGUAACGGCAGCAUAAACGUCUUCUGAACAUGAAGAGCUCUGUUGUCUAGUCAGGCUUGUUCUGAAUGGAGAGUAAUUUCAUGUCCUUGUAUAAAAGUAUACCCUAUUGUUUGAGAAUUAAGCACAGCGUAUAGGCCUGUAAUUAUACCUCCACAAUAGCGGGUUUUCAGAAAAGGGCUGGAAAUAGCAUUGGAGGGUUCCGGUCUGAGCUUGGCACUACAGAGCUCCUAACAGGCUGACAGACUGUAAAAUGGCAGAGAGCAGAGAAUAGAAUCAGAGGCUGCUAUCGUUUUACUGCAUGUGGAUUGGAGGGGGCCGCCACCGCCAUUGUCCAGUGGCUUCCUGAUUUGCACUGCGGUGCAUGGUUUAUAAAUGUGGGCACAGUGCUAUGAAAGCUAUUGUUAAAGGCGAGACUAUUGUAAAGAACGUUUAGAGGCGAGGACACCAGGAAGAAAGAGAAAGAGAGAGAGAAAAGUAAAUAAGAUAAAAGAGGCCUGAAGAGGAGGCAAUUAAACGAGGAACAGAAACAAAAAAGAUUUUUUUCUAUCAGUUGCACUCCAAAGCUGUUUCGUAUCCUGAAAUAACAUCGUGCUUUUAGCCCAAUUUCAUAAGUGAGCUGCCUGGCAUGGUGCCUAACUACCCAGCAAAUAGAGGGAAUAAUAUCAUUAUAUCAUAUACAAUACAGGGAAAUCCCAGUGGUGAGCAGACUGCAUGAGCAGCUGUCUGAUUGAGACAGUGGGCGUGUGUACGUCUGUGCUCCUCUGUGUGUGUGUGUGUGUGUGUGUGUGUGUGUGUGUGUGUGUGUGCUGUAAAAACCUUGGAGAGAGGUGUACAGUAGACAUGCAAGUGUGUGUGUGAUAGAGAGAGUAAGUGUCGUCAUUGACUUUGGCUUUACAGCAGGCUCCCGGGCAGUGCUUUACCUGGGACCUAAUCAGUCAGUGAGCCUCACUACCUCCUGGGACCUCCCAGCUGGAGGGGUGUGUGUGAGAUGGGUGUGUGAGUGUGUGUGUGUGUGUGCAGGGAAAGAGGAAGGAAGUCUAAAGGGGUGGAUGUAGACGGCUGCGCUGAACAGAACGGCCUUCUGGGAGCCGGUUCAACCCCGCCUUCCCGGUUUCAGCGCCCACGGCUCUCUGUGACUGGCCACAGUCAAGGUGAUCUUCUGUUUUACAACACACGCGCCUCCACAGGUACAUACAAAGACACACUCAUGCACAGUAACACAACCGUGCAGAGAGCGUGUAACAGAACACAGACUGAUUGAAUUGUCAGUGUUGUAUUGAUGUAUGGGUGGUAAAUCAAUCUGUCAGGUGCUGCAAAUUCAUGGCCACACACCACAAGCAAUCAAAGUCCAACUGGAUAAAAUUUGCUGAAUGCCGGUGAAUAAAGUCGUAUAACUUUCUUUCCAUAGGCAAUUCUGGUUUGCACCCAAAUUUGGAGGGAAAUGACCUGCAUGAAUUAAUCAGCCAUCAGUGUAACUCCUAACUGCUUCUGACAGUAUUUACAGGACAUGGCAGCCUUUGUGUGGAGCUGGAAGCGCCAAGCGUGGCUGAGUGGUCUCACUCGAUGAGUAGACACUGGACAUCCGCCACGCUGAGCUUCAAGCGCACCCGUGGGCCCCCCAUCCCUGGG
Molecule: messenger RNA, 2540 nt
Organism: Xyrichtys novacula (pearly razorfish)
Lineage: Eukaryota; Metazoa; Chordata; Actinopteri; Labriformes; Labridae
Source: the annotation of a GenBank genome assembly